AUAUUUUACACACAUAAAGAUAAGGCCAUCACUUAUUAUGUAUCGUUCUCAUUACUUCCAUCUUUCAUAAUAAUAAUAAACAUUAAACAACCCCACAGAAAUCCCUGCCGGAAAAUGGGUUUCUUCCAAAUUUAACAAGCCACCAACAUGAUACAAGAAACACCCAACCUCGCCGGAAAUUCAAGAUUCCGUCAACUCACCGAUCAAAUAUCUUCAUUAAUAUAUCUCUCUCAUUCAAUAAAAGUAUUCCCAUCUAAAUGGAAAUUAAUAAGAAACAAACUAGAAGAAAUUACUUCAAUCCUAUCAUCUCUCCCGCCGGAAAUUCAAGAUUCCGGCAACCCCAACACAAUACUCUCCGGCAUCAUUGAGUUGUUUCAAGAUACAACAACUUGUUGUAACAAUUUGGCUAAUAAAUGUAUCGAAUGUACGUAUAGUGGGAAGUUGUUAAUGCAAAGUGAUCUUGAUAUUAUAUUUGCUAAAUUUGACAAGAAUUUGAAAUGUUUAGUUGAGUUUGUUAACAAUGAUCCCUCUAUAUCCAAUGUAAACUACGCAAUUGUGGUAUCGAAGCCAGGGUUUAAUGCGAAUAGAGACGAUAUAAAGUUUUAUGUCAAAGAUUUGAUGUGUAGGUUUAAAGUUGGCAAAAUUGAGAUGAAAAAACAAGCAUUGAUUUGUUUUAAUGAAGUUAUACAAGAAGAUGAAAGAUAUGUUAAAUUUGCAAUGGAAGUUGAUGGACUUGUUAAUGUUUUAAUCAAAUUUUUGAGUUCCAAAGAUGUUGGAGUUCAAGAAGAAGGGCUAAAAUCGGUUGUAACGAUUUGCGGGUUUGAUUCGUAUAAAAAUGUACUAGUUGGGAUGGGGAUUGUUUCAUCUUUGGUUAAGGUUUUGGAAAAUGGGAGUGAUUUAGGAAAAGAAUUAGCUACAAGGUGUUUAAUGAAAAUUACUAUGAAUUCGGAUAAUUCUUGGUCAGUUUCAGCUAAUGGUGGUGUAUCUAUUUUGUUAAAAAUAUGUGGAAGUGGUUGUGAUGAAGGUGUUUUUGGGGGUGAAUUAGUUGGUUUGGCAUGUGGGGUAUUGAGAAAUCUUAUUGGUGUUGAGGAGAUUAAGAGGUUUGUAGUUGAAGAAGGCGCGAUUUUAAUGUGUAUUAAGCUAGUUAAGUCGAAAAAUGAGGCUUCACAAAUUGGUGCAAUUGAGUUAAUUCAAGUUAUGGCAUCUGGGAAUGAAUUUGUGAGGGGUUUGAUUGUGAAUGAAGGUGGAAUUCGUGUUCUUGUUCGUGUUAUUGAUCCAAAAUCGUUGUAUUCGUCUAAGGCAAGAGAGAAAUCCAUGAAGGCUGUUAUGAUGUUAUGUACAGAUUCAGUUGGAUAUAUGAAUAGUUUAAGAACAUAUGGUUUUUUGGAUCAUAUACUUUAUUUUCUUCAAAAUGGUGAGGUUUCUAUUCAAGAAUCUGCUUUAAGGACUGCUUUUUGGCUUUCGGCGAAUUCAGAUGAAUUCAAGAAGGCAAUGGGUGAUGCAGGAUUUAUACAAGAAAUCGUUAAGUUUCUUGACGCGAAGUCAUUUGAGGGACGAGAGAUGGCAGCUGAGACGCUUUUGCGAUUGGUGAUGAUGCCUAGAAACCAAAAAAGAUUUGUGCAAAAUGACCAAAAUGUGACCUUGCUACUAAAAUUGGUUGAUCUACAAGAAGGUAAUUCUGGUAACAGAAAGCUUUUACUUUCAAUAAUCAUGUCAUUAACUUUUUGUAAUGAAGGGAGAAGGAAAAUUUUAUGCUCUGAGUACUUGAAGAAUAUAGAAAAACUUGCAGAUGAUCAAGUGUUAGAUGCAAAAAGGAUCAUUAGGAACUUGUCUUCCAACCGAUUAAGAAGCAUGAUUAGGGGAAUUUGGCAUUCUUGAACUGUAAUUUACUUGUUAAUUGCAUGUAAAUCUUGAUUUUGUGAUGUUUUUUUGGUCAAAAGAAAACAAUGGACAUUAGAUACUUGUGUUUAAUUAGUUGUUACCAAUUGUUAAUAAUGCACAUGAAAAUAAAUGUAGCCGCAUGUUAUAUUAUCAAA
Molecule: messenger RNA, 2036 nt
Organism: Erigeron canadensis
Lineage: Eukaryota; Viridiplantae; Streptophyta; Magnoliopsida; Asterales; Asteraceae
Exons: 1
Coding region: 148-1878 (576 amino acids)
Source: RefSeq, a predicted model, not a curated record